AGGGUGGGCUCGCGGCGGCAGCAGGUGAGAGUGGAGCGGCGGCGGCGGCAGACGCGGAGCAGAGAAGUAGCGGAGCGGAGCGGAGCUAUGGGAAAGCUACAGGAAUUUGACAUCACUUUCGCCAACAACAAGGUGGUUUACGGUCCGGGGGAGUCCAUUAGCGGAACUGUGAAAAUCCGAACCGGCAGCCCUCUGCAGUACAAAGCCAUCAAGGUGAACUGUCUGGGCUCAUGCGGCAUCUCCAACAAAAUGAACGACUCCUCGUGGAGUCUGGAGGAGCACUACCUGAACAGCAUGCUGUCUGUGGCCGAUAAAGGAAUCCUGUCUCCAGGCGAGCACAGCUUCUCCUUCCAGUUCGUCCUUCCAGUCGCCAUCCCCACGUCGUUCGAAGGACCGUUCGGGAAGAUCACUUACCGCGUGAGAGCCGCCAUCGACACGCCGCGCUUCUCCAAGGACUACAAAGCCCAGCGGCCCUUCUACGUCCUCAACAUGCUCAACCUCAACGAGGUUCCCGACAUCGAACAGCAGAGCUGCGCCGUGACGACGAAGAAGUUCAGCUACCUGCUGGUGAGGACGGGGACGCUGAUGCUGAAGACCCGCAGCGACCUGCGGGGCUACGUCCCCGGCCAGGUCAUCAAGCUCUCCACGGAGAUACACAACAAGUCCGGGAAGGACACCGGAUACGUCCUGGCCAGCCUGGUGCAGAAAGUGACGUAUCGGACCAAGCGGCCGGUCUUCGACCUGCGGACCAUCGCGGAGGUGGAGGGAGCCGGAGUGAAGGCCGGGAAACACGCGGAGUGGAGGGAGCAGAUCAUCGUCCCUCCUCUUCCUCAGUCGGCGCUCACCGGCUGCCGCCUUAUUGACAUCGAUUAUUUCAUUCAGGUGUCUCUAAAGUCUCCAGAAGCGGUCGUCGUUCUGCCCAUCUUCAUCGGGAACAUCCCAGUGAACCUGUCCCCCGCCGGCUCCAUCCCCACCAGUCCCAGUCCCAGUUCGUCACUGGCUCCCAGCGCCAGCGGAGUGAUGCCCAGCGCCCCGCCGGUGGAGGACGACCCGGAUGGCGAGCUGGGCGCCGGAGGCUUCACCAGCGAGGAGAUCCCCACUAAGAGCCACUCGCAGCAGGACCCGUCGGUGCCGCCGGUCACCAUGUCGCCCAGCGCCUUUAGCCACGCCCCCGGCGCCGCGCUGCCGCCCGGCCGGCGCCCCGAUGCCACGGCGCCGCUCUUCUGCCUGUCCACCGGAGCCACCAUACCGUUCUUCACAGAGGGCGACGUGAACCCAAUCCCCACAUCCUGCUCACUCAUCCUGCCGCCAGAAUACAGCAGCUGUGACUAUCCUCAAGAACCGCCGCCGACGUACGAGGAAAGCUGCAGCAGUGUGAACUCUAGUUUUAACAGCGGACAGUAGAAGAAGAAGCGGACGGUGAAGCGUCAUGGCCGCCGCCUGGCUACUUUCCCCACCAUCUGGACAGAAACUUGCUGAAGGACGGCUCCGCCCUGCAGACGGUCCGUUUGGGCUGAAAAAGGGAUCGUUUCUUGUUUCUCUAAGAGUUUUGGUUUCCGCCUUGUCUCCCAGCCGGUAACAUCAGACCCAACAGGUGAACUUUGUGCCUAAAACGUAUUUUCAGAUCAAUAUUUAGGAUUUUCUGUGACGGACCUGUUUUUUUCUGGGAGGAGUGUGAAAUCAGUUUUUUAUUUCUGCAAGUUGUUGCAUCUGUGAUGCCUUUAGAGUAACUGUAGCACCCGGUUGCUUUCGGACCUUUCCGGCUGGCCCUUUUCUGCUGUCGUAACAAAUAUGAGCGGUUGGGUGUACGUCAGGGUCGUGUAUUCGGCCCCCAGAUGUUUUGCUCGUCAACAAAGCAGCAGCGGUGUGUUUGUAAUGUGCCAGUUCCUCUGCUGCAUCUGUCUGAGGAUGAUGCAGAAACCUCAGAACCCAACCAGAACUCUUUCUGAAGGAUAUUUUAGUGAUUUUAUUUUAAAAGAAACUCAGUUUUCUUGCUGUUUCCAAGCUGUCAGAAUUUCUUGUCGUUUUUUUAGGUCUGGAUAAGUUUGUCUGACUUUGUGAAUGUUUUCCUUUGGUAUUUGGCUGCUUUUUCAAACUAUUCCUGCCUUCUUGCUCAGCAUAUUGCGAGUCGGUUCCUUAAAGAAAAUGCCUGAUUGAUUGAUUGAUUGAUCCAAAUCAAUCGGCUUAGCAAAUAUUCUCCUGGAAAAGUUCACAAACUGCUCUGUGUAACGGAAAAACAAUCAAUACAGCGAUUGAUCGAGACCAGUUAGAAAGAUAACAGGUUUGACUUGGUUUAUUAGUUUAACUGAAUGUUUUUAAACGUUGUCUUUUGCUCCAUACUGCCACCUUGUGUUGGUUUUAUUUUUUAUUCAAAAGGGGAAAAAAAUCAAUAUUGCCAGAAUAAAGUACUGUGAGAAUUGCCAUAAUAUUAUGAGAGUAAAUAAUACAAUAAAAAGUUGUAAUGUGAAAAAACUCAAUGUUAUGAGACAAAGUUGUAAUAUAAAAGAAUAAAAAGUUUUAAUAAUAAACUCAUAUUUCCAGAAUAAAAAUGUUGCAAGAUGAAAAUAAACUCAUGUUUUGAGAACAGCCAUAAUAUUACAAGAAUAGUCGUAAUUAUGAUAAACUCAUAUUACUAGAUAAAAUAUUAAUAUUAGUAGAAGAAAGUAGUAAUUUUAUGAUGACAGAUUAAAUAUCUAAUAUUAAAAUGUUAGCUACCUUGUGAAAUUAUCCUGGUUUUACAAAUUGAACAUAUUUUAUCUUACAACACAUCAGCAUCAAACUGUUACCAGCAGCAAGACUUUGAAACGACACAAACUAGACAAUCUUUUUUCCUCAUUAAAAAAAAACUUUUUCUUAAUUUAAAGAUUUUCUUCUGGUAAAAUUGUGUCUUUGCUAAUAUUCUGACUUUUUUCUUGUAAUUAAAAAAAAAAAAAAAAUCUUAGUCCAGCCCUAAUACUCCACUUUAAUCUGUAAUAAUUUAGGUUGAAAAUCCCACUGCGCCCCCCGGUGGUCAGUUUAGGCUUUACCUCAACUCGCCGUUUAAAUCCUGAGUUUUAAAUUUUCGGUCCGAAACGAGUCCAAGGAUGUUUUCUGUUGCCUUAACGCUCAUGUAGUCUGUAGACGACAAGGUAAAUAAAUGUGCACGAAAAAGCACUUUCUGACUCUUUGUGUGUGUGUGUGUGUGUGUGUGUGUGUGUGUGUGUGUGUGAGAGGUGUUUGGAUUUAAGAUAUAAAAACUUAAUGCCACACUGAUUUUUUACUUAAUUUCUGUGUUAAGCAGCUUUUCCCUCAACACCUGAGUUUGUAAAUCUUUUAUGUCGUCAUUUAAUGUUUUUGUUUUUCUUUUGCACAUUAAAAAUAUUUUAUUUCGUGUGGCUCAGAAGAGGGAGAAGGAAGUGAACUGAUUGUUUAUUUGUGAGUUUUAGAGAAAAUCUCUUUAUUUAUGUUGAAUGUUGAUGUUUUCUACCACUUUGCUGUCAAUCUGGGUCCCUUCACACUCCUGUUACCACGUUAAAACAAGCUUGACAUCUUAUUUUUCAAGAUAACGAUGUUGGAAAUUAGCAUGUCGCUAAAUUUGAUGUAUUUUUAAAGAUUUAUUAGUUCAAUAUUGUAACAAAAAUGGGUUUAAGUUUCCUUGCCUUAAGAUGAAGCCUGAGGUUUUUUCAGUAAAGUGAGAUGCAGAAAAAGGAGCGGGACAUAUUAUCUUAAGAUAAUGAGAUAUUGAAGCAGUAUUUGCAACAAAGAACUCAUAUUUUAAUAUAAUGACCUCAUCAAACUGUUGUAAUGUCACAUCUUAAAAAUAACCACUCAAUAAAAACGAGAUUACCGUCAUAGGAUUAUCUCUAAAAAUAAAUUAGAUUAUUGUCGUUGAAUCUUGAAAUAAUGAAACAACAAACCUUUUAUUUUCAGAUCUCAUUAUCUCAAUAUAGUAAGAAAUAAGAUUUCCCAGUUUUGGAGCUUUUAUUGCUUUAGAAACUCUGAUCUGAAGCACUAACCUCACAUAAAACAUCCACACUUAAAAUGCAUGUAAAAGCGUUGAAAAUGUGAAGGAACCCUGUUGAAAACGUUCGCCCUUCCCCUAAAUGUGAGAAUCUAAAGCACAACUACUGUUCGGAUUGAUUUUCUGAGUAUUUUCUCACUUUUUAAAGCAAUCAACGUCAGACGAAAUCAUCGGGUUUAGAUCUGUCAUAAUGUAAUUAUAUGAAAGUAUCUGUAAUAAUGUGACUGCAUGCCUUAAACCGUCUGGGUUUUACUCAACAUGAGCCACUUCUGUUUGUUUUCUAACAAAGAAAUCUCUACUGGCCUGCACUCUGUGUAGCUCAUAAAGCAGCGAGACACUGGACCUUUUAUUUGUUUGCUUUCUGAUUUUAGAAAACAAAUGUGACAUCCUCUUAUUUCCACAUGUGUUGCCUUUCAGACCUGCUUCUGUUUAUUUCAACAAAAGGUACUAUAGCUUUAUGAAAACCUGCUGUUUAUGGGGUUUUUUUCCUUUUACAUGUAAACGAGUGGCGUCUAGUUUUGUAUUUUUCUACUUGUAAAUUGUUUACAGGUGCAGUUUGAACAUACUGAGAAAAGCACCUUCACCAGUUCAUGUAACGUUUCCAGUGCAGAAUCAGGGUUGUACUGUACAAAAUAAUAAUAAAAAUAAAAAUCACAUGAUGUGUU
Molecule: messenger RNA, 4665 nt
Organism: Xiphophorus couchianus (Monterrey platyfish)
Lineage: Eukaryota; Metazoa; Chordata; Actinopteri; Cyprinodontiformes; Poeciliidae
Gene: arrdc1b
Product: arrestin domain containing 1b
Exons: 8
Coding region: 88-1404 (438 amino acids)
Biological process (GO): protein transport
Cellular component (GO): cytoplasm
Molecular function (GO): ubiquitin-like ligase-substrate adaptor activity; ubiquitin protein ligase binding
Source: RefSeq, a predicted model, not a curated record